This is a messenger RNA of Hirsutella rhossiliensis, 1998 nucleotides long. RefSeq names its product kinase. Gene Ontology annotation, molecular function: protein serine/threonine kinase activity; ATP binding. The record is from RefSeq and is a predicted model, not a curated record. The coding region runs from base 1 to 1998 and encodes 665 amino acids. The transcript has 4 exons. NCBI's taxonomy places the organism in Eukaryota, Fungi, Ascomycota, Sordariomycetes, Hypocreales, Ophiocordycipitaceae. Gene Ontology annotation, biological process: intracellular signal transduction; peptidyl-serine phosphorylation.
AUGGACGGCAGCAACAAUCGCCUUCACCUCAACUUUGGCAACAACGACCGCCUGCCCCUGAACGACCGAGCCUACCCGACCACUCCCUCGACCUUUCCCCAGCCCGUCUUCCCUCCAAACGCCGCGGCCCAGCAGCAGCAACAGCAGCAGCAACAUCACCCCCAGCAGCAGCAGCAGCCGCCACCCCAGCAGCAGCCGCCCCCGGGCCCUUUGCCGUCCCAGCACCAGGCCUACGCCGCCGGCUACGCCCCGCCAGGCUACUUUGCCCCGGGCCCCGCCGCCUACUCUGCCCAGUAUCCCGCCGCUCCCCAGGCCGUUAGCAACGACUACGCCCACGCCCAAAACGGCGUCUAUCAGGCUCGAUCCAACACGCCCGGCACCAAUGACCCCAACGUCGGCCUUGCCCAUCAAUUCUCCCAUCAGAACCUCGGCGGCGGCGCUACUCGAAGUGCCGGCUAUGGUGCCCGGGGCCCUUCUCCCGGCCAGCGCCCCAGGACCGCCGGUGCUCCCGGCCAGCCCCCGGCCCCCUAUGGCUACAUGAACGCACCCCCGAUGCCCUCCCAGAGCUCCUCGGCUGCUACCCACGACUUUCAGCAGGCCCCCGAGAGGAACCCCGAUCGAUAUGGACCAAACUCCCACAGCAACCAGAAGAAGUGCUCCCAGCUGGCCACCGACUUUUUCAAGGACAGCGUCAAGCGUGCUCGCGAGCGGAACCAAAGACAAAGCGAGCUGGAGCAGAAGCUUCAAGAUCCGGGUCAGAGUGCGGCCCGGAGGGAGCAGCUAUGGUCCACGGCUGGCCGCAAAGAGGGCCAGUAUCUGCGCUUCCUUCGGACAAAGGACAAGCCCGAAAACUACAACACCGUCAAGAUCAUCGGAAAGGGCGCCUUCGGAGAGGUCAAGCUGGUGCAGAAAAAGGGAGACGGCAAGGUCUACGCCAUGAAGUCGCUCAUCAAGACGGAAAUGUUCAAAAAGGACCAGCUCGCCCAUGUCCGCUCUGAGCGCGACAUCCUAGCCGAGUCGGACAGCCCUUGGGUUGUCAAGCUCUACACCACCUUCCAAGACACCUACUUCCUAUAUAUGCUCAUGGAGUUCUUGCCCGGAGGAGAUCUCAUGACCAUGCUCAUCAAGUACGAAAUCUUCUCCGAGGACAUUACGCGAUUCUACAUUGCCGAAAUCGUCUUGGCCAUCGAAGCGGUCCACAAGCUGGGCUUUAUUCACCGUGACAUCAAACCCGACAACAUCCUGCUUGAUCGCGGGGGACACGUCAAGCUGACGGAUUUUGGCCUCUCCACCGGCUUCCACCGGCUGCACGACAAUAACUACUACCAGCAGCUGCUCCAGGGGCGUUCAAACCGCCCCCGCGACCGCAACUCGGUUGCCAUUGACCAGAUCAACCUGACCGUCAGCAACCGGUCGCAAAUCAACGAUUGGCGACGGUCACGACGACUGAUGGCGUACUCGACGGUCGGCACGCCCGACUACAUCGCCCCCGAGAUCUUUACGGGCCACGGCUACUCGUUUGACUGCGACUGGUGGUCACUGGGCACCAUCAUGUUUGAGUGCCUCGUCGGCUGGCCGCCGUUUUGCGCCGAGGACAGCCAUGACACCUACCGCAAAAUCGUCAACUGGAGACAGACGCUGUACUUUCCCGACGACAUUACCCUGGGGGCCGAGGCAGAGAAUCUGAUUCGAAGCAUGGUCUGUAACACAGAGAACCGCCUGGGACGCGGUGGAGCGCACGAGAUCAAGAGCCACGCCUUCUUCCGCGGCGUCGAGUUUGACAGCCUGCGUCGCAUCCGCGCGCCCUUUGAGCCCCGGCUCACCUCCAACAUUGACACAACGUACUUCCCCACGGACGAAAUCGACCAGACGGACAACGCCACGGUCCUCAAGGCCCAGGCUCUGCAGCAAAACCGUGGCCAGGUGGAAGAGUCGCCCGAGAUGAGCCUGCCUUUUAUCGGCUACACCUUCAAGCGAUUCGAUAACAACUUUCGGUAA